Molecule: messenger RNA, 1011 nt
Organism: Fonsecaea erecta
Lineage: Eukaryota; Fungi; Ascomycota; Eurotiomycetes; Chaetothyriales; Herpotrichiellaceae
Exons: 1
Coding region: 1-1011 (336 amino acids)
Source: RefSeq, a predicted model, not a curated record
AUGUCGCCCAACGGAACCAUCAAUGGGACGACUGAGCCCAAGCACGGCAAGAUGGCCUCGCAGAACGAGUAUAUGCCAGCCUUGCCCGCCAAGCAUCUCAAUACUCCUGUCGAGGUCACUCCGUCGCCCGAGGAAAAGGCCGCUGGCCAAUUCAAUGACGCCAACAUCAAAUUGUUUCUCUCUGGGAUGCACCGAGACGGCGUGGUAAUUCUCAAAGACAUCAUCAACCCAGAUCACCUCGAUGUCAUCAACGAAUUCAUGGUCGAUGACACCAAGAAAGAACUUAGCAAAGAGAACCUCUACAAGAACUUUGGCGCCGAGAACAUUCAACAAGGCCCUCCAUUGACGCCAUCAAAAUACUUUUUCGACGACGUCUACCUCAACAAGCUUCUCUUCCAUGCCGUGAACCUUUACCUUGGACCGAACGCUACGUGGAACAUGGUCAGCGGCAACAAUGCCUUACCUAACGGCGUCAAGAGGCAGCCUGUACACUCUGAUGCCAUGUGCAAUCACCCACCGGCACCUUUCUAUGUGGUUGCCAAUGUCUAUACCUGUGAUGCCAGCGCGGCCAAUGGCUCCACGGAGAUUUGGCUCGGAACGCAUCACUUUAACACUGAGGCCCAGACACCACCGGGUCCCAAAGGGGAAACCCACAUCACAGACGAGUACAUCGCCGAGAGACAAAAGACGUUGCCGGGCAUUCAGCCUACGGUGAAAAAAGGUUCUAUCUUGUUCCGAGACAUGAGACUCUGGCAUGCCGGAGUGUGCAAUAAGUCUGACGACAUGCGCUUCAUGAUCGCUUUGGGCUUCUCUGCCAGCUGGUGGCACGGUACAGCAAAGUUCCGGGUUCCCGCAGGGACAGGCGUGUUUGAGCGCAUUAUCCACGGCACCAAGGGCCAGGGCAUCACACCUUUGAUGGUUGAGCUGCCUCCGGAAGAGUACGAGAAACUGAGAGAUGCGCAUGAUUUCAGCGAUGUCGAGAAGAUGACGUACGAAGGUGAAAUAUUCUAG